CUCCCCCAACCUCUUCUUUCUUUCUCCCAAAACUAGUCACCAUGGUUAACUUCACCGUCGACCAGAUCCGGGCCCUUAUGGACAAGCCCACCAAUAUCCGUAACAUGAGUGUCAUUGCUCAUGUCGACCACGGAAAGUCCACCCUCACCGACUCCCUCGUCUCGAAAGCUGGUAUCAUCGCGAGCGCGAAGGCUGGAGAUAUGCGGUUCACGGAUACAAGAGAAGACGAAAAGGAACGUGGUAUCACGAUCAAGUCGACUGGUAUCUCCAUGUACUUCGAGGUCGAUAAGGAGGAGGUCUCUGCGAUCAAGCAGCAGACCGACGGUACCGAGUUCUUGAUUAACCUGAUCGAUUCCCCUGGACACGUUGACUUCUCCUCAGAGGUCACGGCUGCUCUCCGCGUCACCGAUGGUGCCCUCGUCGUCGUCGACUGUAUCGAGGGUGUCUGUGUGCAAACCGAGACUGUGCUCCGUCAGGCCCUUACCGAGCGUAUCAAGCCCGUCGUCGUCAUUAACAAGGUCGACCGUGCUCUCCUUGAGCUCCAGGUGUCGAAGGAGGACCUCUUCCAGUCGUUCUCGCGUACCAUUGAGUCCGUCAACGUCAUCAUCUCGACAUACAACGAUGCUGCUCUUGGUGACGUACAAGUUUAUCCCGAAAAGGGUACCGUCGCCUUCGGUUCCGGUCUCCACGGAUGGGGCUUCACUCUCCGUCAGUUCGCUUCUCGCUACGCGAAGAAGUUUGGUGUAGACAAGGAGAAGAUGAUGCUUAAGCUCUGGGGCGACAACUACUUCAACCCUGCCACCAAGAAGUGGACGACCAAAAGCACCGAUGCGGACGGCAAGCCCCUCGAGCGUGCCUUCAACACCUUCGUGCUCGACCCCAUCUUCCGCAUUUUCGACGCCGUUAUGAACUUCAGGAAGGACGACGUUACGAAGAUUUGCGAGAAGCUCGAAAUCAAGCUCGCUCAGGACGAGCGCGAGCUCGAGGGCAAGGCGCUCCUCAAGGUCGUCAUGAGGAAGUUCCUUCCUGCUGGUGACUCCCUCCUGGAGAUGAUAGUCAUCAACCUUCCCUCCCCCAAGACCGCUCAGCGCUAUCGUGUCGAGACGCUCUACGAGGGUCCCAUGGACGACGAAUCCGCCAUUGGUAUCCGCGAUUGCGACCCUAACGGUCCCCUCGUCUGCUACAUCUCUAAGAUGGUGCCGACGUCCGACAAGGGUCGGUUCUAUGCGUUCGGUCGUGUCUUCUCCGGUACCGUCCGUGCUGGUCCCAAGAUCCGUAUCCAGGGCCCCAACUACGUUCCGGGCAAGAAGGACGACUUGUUUGUCAAGUCGAUCCAGCGCACGGUGCUCAUGAUGGGCCGUUACGUCGAGCCCAUCGAGGACUGCCCUGCCGGCAACAUCAUCGGUCUCGUCGGCAUUGAUCAGUUCUUGCUCAAGAGCGGUACUCUCACUACCUCCGAGACCGCGCACAACAUGAAGGUCAUGAAGUUCUCCGUGUCCCCUGUCGUGCAGGUCGCUGUCGAGGUCAAGAAUGCUGCGGAUCUCCCUAAGCUCGUAGAGGGUCUCAAGCGUCUCUCGAAGUCGGAUCCGUGCGUGCAAACGUCGAUUUCAGAAUCCGGUGAGCACAUCGUCGCCGGUGCCGGUGAGCUUCACUUGGAGAUCUGCUUGAAGGAUCUCCAAGAGGACCACGCUGGUGUUCCCCUCAAGAUCUCGGACCCCGUCGUCGGUUACCGUGAGACCGUCAGGGCUGAGUCUUCCAUCGUCGCGCUCUCGAAGUCGCAAAACAAGCACAACCGUCUUUACGCGAAGGCACAACCCAUCGACGAGGAGCUCACGCAGGCCAUUGAGUCCGGAAAGAUCAGCGCCCGCGACGAUUACAAGGUCCGCGCUCGUAUCCUCGCCGACGAGUUCGGCUGGGACGUCACCGACGCCCGUAAGAUCUGGUGCUUCGGUCCCGAUACGACUGGCCCCAACGUCCUCGUCGAUAUCACCAAGGGUGUACAAUACCUAAACGAAAUCAAGGAUUCGUGUGUUGCUGCCUUCCAGUGGGCGACCAAGGAGGGUGUCCUUUGCGAGGAGAACAUGCGUGGUGUCCGUGUGAACAUCCUCGAUGUGACGCUUCACACCGAUGCCAUUCACCGCGGAGGUGGACAGAUCAUCCCUACGUGUCGGCGUGUCACGUACGCUGCGUGCUUGCUCGCGGAACCCACGCUCCAAGAGCCGAUCUACCUUGUCGAGAUCCAGUGUCCCGAGAACGCGAUAGGUGGUAUCUACUCUGUGCUCAACAAGCGUCGUGGUCAGGUCUUCAGCGAGGAGCAGCGUGUCGGCACGCCCAUGUUCACGGUCAAGGCGUACCUGCCCGUAAACGAGUCGUUCGGCUUCAACGGGGAACUCCGUUCGCAGACCGCUGGUCAAGCGUUCCCUCAGUGCGUCAUGGACCACUGGGAGGUGAUGAACGGCUCGCCGCUCGACAAGGGCAGCAAGGCCGAGGAGCUCGUCAAGAACAUCCGUACGCGCAAGGGUCUCAAGCCCGACAUUCCUCCCCUGGAUACUUACUACGACAAGCUCUAGAAGGGAGGUUGUACGAGUGCAGAAGUCCAUCGAUGUGCCAAUGUGUCCCACUGUACUUGUGUUAUCAGCCGACCCUGUCUUUUUUUAGCAUCCUCUCGUCUCCCACUGUUGUAUUCUCAUUCUACGGCGAUCGCGCAGAUGCACGCUUACGUCCCACGCAAUGUCAUGAACCUUGAAUCAU
Molecule: messenger RNA, 2751 nt
Organism: Dichomitus squalens LYAD-421 SS1
Lineage: Eukaryota; Fungi; Basidiomycota; Agaricomycetes; Polyporales; Polyporaceae
Product: eukaryotic translation elongation factor 2
Exons: 10
Coding region: 42-2570 (842 amino acids)
Biological process (GO): translational elongation
Cellular component (GO): ribonucleoprotein complex; cytosol
Molecular function (GO): GTPase activity; GTP binding; translation elongation factor activity
Source: RefSeq, a predicted model, not a curated record